Molecule: messenger RNA, 3433 nt
Organism: Schistosoma turkestanicum
Lineage: Eukaryota; Metazoa; Platyhelminthes; Trematoda; Strigeidida; Schistosomatidae
Source: the annotation of a GenBank genome assembly
AUGAAUUAUUUAAUAGGAGCUGUCAAUGGUGAUUGUCGUUGUUAUUUAUUCGAUAGUCAAUUUCAUUCGAAUGGUACAUUUAAAUCACCAAAUUAUAAUAUACUACAUGGUAUUAUUGAACAGUAUGAAUGUAUCAUUUAUAUAUUCAAAGCGAAAUCCAAUGAAAUUGUACAUAUUUCAUUUGUGAAUUUUCAUUUGUCACGUUAUUUACAUCAACAACAACACUAUAAAGAAUCACAACAAAUCAUUGAUGAGAAUAAUAGUAAUAAUAAUUUUUGUUUAGAAUAUGUUCGAAUUUACGAUAAGCUAGAAUCUAACGAAUUACAACAAAUCAAUACUGAUCAAUAUAGUUUUGAAUUAUGCGGUACAUUGGAUGAAUUGUCACAGCAUCAUUUUAUUUCAAAACAGCACAUUCUUAUUAUGGAAGCACGUUUAUCAUCUACUCUUGGUCUAUUGAAUUUAAAUUAUAAUGGAUUUUCGGGAAAAUUUAAAUUUGAACCAAAAAAUCGAUAUAUGAGUAAUGGUCAACAUGUGAUUGGAACAAAAUGUGAUCAUUUCAUUCAAAGUCCAAUUUAUGAAGAGAAAUUAAUCACAGUCGCAAUGACUAAUCGAUCAUCAAAUCGAUUAAAAUCUGGUUAUUUAUUUAGUCCAAAUUAUCCACAAAAUUAUCCAGCAAAUAUGAUAUGUAAUUAUUAUUUCAUUGGUCAAUUACAUGAACGUGUAAUGAUUAAUUUAUUAGAUGUAGAAUUGAAAAGUUUCAUUAAAACAAAUAGUAAAACUCAACUUCCACCAACUGGUGACUAUUUACAAAUAUCUGAAGCCGAACACAUUUUAUUAUCACGUGAUACUAGUCUGAGUGACACAGUCUCUUCCUCCACUUCCCCGUCAUCAUCAUCAUCAUCAUCAUCAUCAUCAUCAUCAACAUUGACUUCUCCACUAUUGCAUCAUUCGCCACAUUCACAAAUUCUUCAAUCCACUGAACUUAUUCAAUAUAUUUAUGGUCAUUUGACAAAUGAUGUACAAAUUAUUUCUACAGGUCCAUAUAUGCUCAUCACAUUUAUCAGUAAUAAUGAUACAAAUCAAUCCAGAGGAUUUGAAGCAAAAUAUUAUUUUGUACAUAGAAAUCAAGUGAAGCCAACAAUUAAAACGAAUCAUUUUGGUAAUAAUAAUAAUAAUAAUAAUAAUAAUCAUGACAGUCGUAAUGAUAACAAGAGGAAAAUCAAUAAAUUCUCAUUGCAUCAACGACCUGUUCAUCAUCAUGAACAUGCUUCAUCUGCACCGAUCGAUAUUAUUUCUUCUGAUGUAGCAAUUAACAAGACAUUCUCAAAUCACCAGUCCCACCACGUACGACAAACCAUUAUCCAAUGGAAUCAACAUCCCAACAAUGGAUUCAUCUAUUCACCAGCUUAUCCAAACAUGUAUCCAACAAAUCAAAUUCAUGAGUAUAUUUUGAAUGCUUCACCUAAAGGACGCAUACAAAUCAGUAUUGAAACAUUCCAACUAGAUGAACAAACAACAUUUAGCUGUAGGUCACAUACUGGUGAUAAAUUAGAAAUCUAUUCACAUAUAAAUCAAACCAUCAAUCCAUGGAUUGUAUUAUGUGGUGUACAAAUAUCAAUAAAAUAUAAGUUGAUUGAAUCUUUAACUAAUUACCUUUUACUCCGUUUCAUAUCAGACAAUAUUAGAUCAAGUAGAGAGAAAGGUUUUCAGCUGUAUUAUAGAUUUAUCAAUGAUCAGAGGAAUUAUUCACAUUUCACUAGUUCGAAUAUGACUAACAAACACCGAAAUAAUUAUUCUAAACAUCAAGAGUUUGUGCAAUUGGAUCCGAACCUAAUGGAUGAGCGUCAGUAUGAAUUUGUUCAACAUUUCAAUGGCGCCAUUGAUGUGAUGAAUAAAACUAAUGAAGAUCAACAGAUUAAUAAUGAUCAUGUGUUAAACAAUAAAAUAUUAAUAGGUCAUUCAAACAAACCAGCUGAAUCGAAGUUUGGCGUUCGUAAAGAAACAGUAUUGGACACUGAACAAAAAAAAUGUUCAUAUCUAAUUGAAAGCAACGAUCAAAUUGACUUUUCAACUUUUCAACAUCUUCACAUAAAAGAUAUGUUAUUAAAAAAUUAUCAAACAGUUUAUCAGUCAAAUAAAUAUCAACAAGAUAGAAUUCUUUGUGAAUGGAUAUUCAUUGGUAAACCAUAUCAACGUGUUCAAGUUCGUUUAGUCUCUAAAACCUCCUCCACUUUGAGAGAUGAUGAUGAUGAUGAUGAUGAUGAUGACAGUAGUAGUAAUAAUGACAAUAAUAAUAAUAAUAAUAAAGAGAAGAUGAAUGGGGCAUCGCCAAAUUUGUCAACUCAAAGCACAAUACCGAAUCAAUCAGAUCCAAUGAAUUCCAACAGUAUCGAUUCUAAAACUUCGCCAAUUUUUAAUGGACUCAAUAUCAGAUGUAAUACAAAUUACUUACUCAAACUUAUAAAUUAUCGAUUAAAAUCCACUUCUUCCAACCUUCAACCAUUAUCUAAAGAUUUCUUAUUAUCAACGAAUCAUUACAAUCCUACCAAAAACACAGAUCUCAGCAACAACACAAAUCUACUUCAUGAACACUUAUUGAAUCCAAUCAAAUAUAAAUCAUUCUAUACAUCAGAACAACAAGUCACGAUUUGUUUAAGUUCACCAUUGAGGAUCGAUUUAAAUAGUGCGGUUUAUAUGUCCGGUUUUGUUCCACGUUUAAAAAUUUUACUCAUCAAAACAAAUCAUUCCAUUAUUGAUCAUCAGAAUAGAAACUUGAACGCCACAACAUCUUUAUUCUCCUCAUCAUCAUCAUUGACAUAUUGGAAAUCUGUGAAACAAUCAGCUGAAGAAUAUUCAUUCAUUCCAUAUGAUAUUGAAUAUAGAUUUGUAUAUGAUUAUGGAGUGAAUAAAUCACAUGGAACGCAAAAUCACCCGCACUGUAAUUUCAGUUUUUACAGUUCGACAUCAAAAACUGGUUAUUUCACUACACCAAAUUAUCCUGGCUUAUAUCCAAUUGAUAUUAUCUGUGAAUAUCAGUUGAUCGGUAGGCGAAAUGAAAUGAUCAAUUUAGAAUUUUAUAAAUUCGAUGUAGAAAGUAAUUCGGUCAGAUGUUCCACCGAUGGUGACAGUGAUUAUGUGGAAAUUCGUGCUUGUUCAACAUUAUCACUAUUAGAUUUAACACGACGUUAUUAUUGUCAAAAAAUUCCAUCGAAUAGUACAAUUUAUGUACAUUGGAGAAAUUCAUGUUUAAUUAUUAAAUUUUUUUCUAAUGGUUUAAUUGUUCGACAUGGAUUUUUAGCAGUUUAUACAUUUUUAGAUUCAAAAUCAACGACACUUCGAUUGAACAAAUUCAAAUGUACAUUGAUUAUUUUAUUGAUUCAUAUGUUUUAUUUGAAACAUUUCUAAAAUUUGAAAUUUAUUUUUGAAAAAAAAA